Molecule: messenger RNA, 597 nt
Organism: Dermatophagoides farinae (American house dust mite)
Lineage: Eukaryota; Metazoa; Arthropoda; Arachnida; Sarcoptiformes; Pyroglyphidae
Source: RefSeq, a predicted model, not a curated record
CGCAUGGAAUCGAUCCGUGUGUUUUGGAACGUGAACAUAAAUUUUGUUUUCGAAAUUGAAAUUCAUUCUAUUUUUGUUUUUAUUUUUAUUACUUUAAAUAAUGACCAAUAUUGAAAAGGUGAAAAAUAUUUUAUCACGUCAUAGAAUCAGUGAAAAAAAUGCAUCGAAAAUUGAUGCUUGGAUCGAUUCAUUUCGAUCUCGAUUAUCACUGCUUGAAGAUUUACCUGCACAGGAAUUGAAUCCGAAUCUACUCACUAAUGUGAAAUGUCCUAUUAACGAACAAUUGUUAGAGAAAUGUGAAGCUUCUUUCCUGUUUCAAUCUCCAAUCGCUGUUCAUGUUGUUGGAAGUUAUGUAUUGAAAUGUAAUAGCCGAAAUAAUGAUGAGCAUUUUGAAAUUGAUCUUCUUUUGGAAAUUCCGAAUUCAUGUUGGCAAAAAAAAGAUCACAUGAAUUUUGUUUAUCAUCAUAAACGAGCCUUUUAUCUUGCUUAUAUUGCCCAACAUUUGACCUAUUGCAAUCAUCUUGUCCUGGGCCUUCAAUUCAUGUGUUUUUCAAUGGUGAUCAUCUUAAUCCUUGUAUUCAUAUAAUACCUACCGGA